CUCGCUUCUGGGCUGCCUGACAUCUGCGGCAUGCCCGCCCCACCGGGGCCAACUGCCAUGGCCAUGGCAAGUGAAGCAGAAGGCAACGCAGGCAACGUCAAGGAUCGUCCUGAUGUACUCAGCGGCAGCACCACGGACGACGAGAACUUGGACUCGGAGGACGCGGCGUCGGCCGCGGAGGAUGCCGAGGGGUCGGUGUCCGACGCGGAGGGGCAGGAACAGGGUGCCGCCUCGCAGUCCGAAUCUGACCAGCAGUGCAGCUACCGCAGCCCCAGCCGCAGCGCAGCCUUGCGCAGUCGCUCGCGGAGGCCGCUUCGACGGAGGCAGCUGUGUUGGUUUGGCCGCAGCUGUAAGAGGAGAGACUGCCAUUUCCUCCAUCCGGAAGGGAAAGAAUCUCAAGCUCCCCAGACCCCGCGCCGUCGCCGCUUCGAAAAGCCGGGCCAUCGGCGCCGCAGCUGGCGGCGCAACGCCAAGGGCGAGCCCUGGCAGCACGACCAGCGCGGGCGCGAGGGGUCGGAAGCGGCCACGCCGCCAAAGCAUCGCAAGAGGAGUGAGGUUGCCAUCUCAGAUGACACCAAGCCGCCCACCGAGCCGCUGAAUUUCCGGGACUUUGUAGUGCAGAUGCCCGAGGGAACGCCGCCGGAUGUGGCUCUGGAGGCUUUCCAGAAGUACUUACGCGAGGCGUCCCAGAAGGACUUGGAGAAGGUGAAGGACACGGGAUUCUUCUUUGACAGGUAUGACCCCGUGGCACGUUUGCGAGCCUAUGACUUGCGGCUGCAUGAAGCGCGUUUGAACGCUUCCGUCUUCGUGACGGAUCUCUGCGAGGGCAGGUUUGACGGGUUGAAUCUCAGCACCACCGAGCGACCCAACAUGGAAGGCCGAUGUUCCGUCAGUGGCCAUUUGCAAGCGCCAGAGUUUGCCUUCGACCCUGACAUGGGCGCGCUGCUGAUCGAGGAUCUGCCAAAGCACCUGAGCGCUUGGGAGGUCUACGAAAGCCUGCAGGACUGCGGCGGCUUUUGCACCGCCUCCUGGAGCUCCACGUUGGCUCCGCGCAGCUUCCACGCGCGCUUCCGCAGCUCGCGGGAGGCGCGGCAGGCCAUGGAAGCGCUAGGGAAACUGCAACUGCUGAGGGAGGAUGGCAGCUGUGCGGUGGCACAGCUGUGCGGUCUGACUCCGCUGAGUGCCUUCGUCUUGCCCCCUGAGAUGUCUCUCCCGGAACGACUGCAACGGGACUUGGAGCUUUCGGCGGAGGUGCUACGACGUUUGGAUGCCUUGUUGGAGGUUUGCCACGAGGCCACCGAGUACAUCCUGCAGUAUCCCGGCUCCACGGAGUUGAAGUUGGACCUGCAGGUGCUGUACCUGCGCCGCGUCCACCAUUUCUGCUUCUAUGCGGCAAGCUGGUGCCAGGACGAAUGGGCCUUACGAGACCGCUGCGGCGCAGUGGCCCUUCGGGGGAAACGGCCCUCAAUUCUGGAGAGGAGCGACUCUUGGUAUCGAUUUGGGUACUUUUAG
Cladocopium goreaui is the source of this 1512-nucleotide messenger RNA. The record is from the annotation of a GenBank genome assembly. NCBI's taxonomy places the organism in Eukaryota, Dinophyceae, Suessiales, Symbiodiniaceae.